ACGCAUGGUGGACAUGGUGGUGUGUGCUGUGCGCAUGCCCGCAUGCCCAUAUUGCCCAUCAAAACAAAAAGUCAAAAAAUGAAUUUGUAUUUGUGUUAACAAAAAUUAAACAACAUACAAGAUAUAAAUUAUUAAAAUAUAGAAUUAUGGCUGAUUUCAAAGUUGUUACAUCCGAUUUUGUCAAUUUACAAAUAUCAACAUCUAAAGAUGACUUAUCUUUUAACGAAAAACGUUUUCCUAAAGAUAUUACUAUAUCAGAUUUAAAAGUGAAGCUGGAAUUAAUUACUGGUGGUAGUUGUAACACAAUGCAGCUUCAAGCUUUCAAUAAAGACAACAAGUGCGUUUGUUCCUUAGAUAACAAUACUGCUCUACUGGGCUCAUAUCCUUUAGAAGAUGGUAUGAGACUUCAUGUCAUUGAUAAUUUUUUAAUGAGAAAUGAACUGGAUUUUGGAAAUGUUCCCAAAUUUGAAUUAUCACAGGAUGAAUAUGACAAAAAGGGUGAUACAGUUAGAUCAUUUUUAAUGAAAAAUAAGAUGGGUAAAUAUAAUCAAGAAAAUAUUCAGAAAAAGGAACAGUUGGAAGAAGAAGAAAAAAAAUUAACAGAAAGCAUAAAGAUAGGAUCUAGAUGUAAAGUGUCCGUUCAAAAUGCUUCUGAUAAACUUGGUACAGUAAUGUACACAGGACAAGUUGAAGGGCUCUCUGGAUAUUGGAUUGGAGUUAAAUAUGACGAACCACUGGGAAAAAAUGAUGGAAGCUUAAAAGGAAAAAGGUAUUUCCAAUGUCCAGAAAAAUAUGGUGCAUUUGUUAAACCACAUAGUAUAACUUGCGGAGAUUUUCCUGAAGAAGACUAUGAUUUAAAUGAAGAAAUUUGAUUGCCAUUCCAAACUACAUUUUCUUGUCGUAAAAAUUAAUGCUUUACUACUAUACUACUACAUUGUGAUGCUUAUUAUAUUCUUUUUAAUACAUAAAUUUUAAAUUU
Messenger RNA from Diabrotica virgifera virgifera (western corn rootworm), 979 nucleotides. It is a transcript of the gene TBCB, whose product is annotated as tubulin-folding cofactor B. Gene Ontology annotation, cellular component: nucleus; microtubule plus-end; cytoplasm. NCBI's taxonomy places the organism in Eukaryota, Metazoa, Arthropoda, Insecta, Coleoptera, Chrysomelidae. Gene Ontology annotation, molecular function: alpha-tubulin binding; microtubule plus-end binding. The transcript is spliced from 4 exons. The coding region runs from base 147 to 872 and encodes 241 amino acids. Gene Ontology annotation, biological process: post-chaperonin tubulin folding pathway; cytoplasmic microtubule organization; tubulin complex assembly. The record is from RefSeq and is a predicted model, not a curated record.